Plasmodium cynomolgi strain B is the source of this 6312-nucleotide messenger RNA. RefSeq lists its product as hypothetical. Lineage: Eukaryota; Apicomplexa; Aconoidasida; Haemosporida; Plasmodiidae. The record is from RefSeq and is a predicted model, not a curated record. Gene Ontology annotation, molecular function: calcium-dependent cysteine-type endopeptidase activity. Bases 1 to 6312 code for a protein of 2103 amino acids. Gene Ontology annotation, biological process: proteolysis. The transcript is spliced from 2 exons.
AUGGGGUGUAAAUAUAGUAAGGUGAAAAAUGAAAGAAGGAAAAAAGAAAAUCAGGACGACACAGUCAACAGCGAUGUCAACAGCGAUGUCAACAGUGAUGUCAACAGUGAUGUCAACAGUGAUGCCAACAGUGAUGUCAACAGUGAUGCCAACAACGAUGUGUUGAAGAUAUAUAGGAAGGCGAAGGGAAGGACCAACACGUAUAGGAGUGAGAAAAGGGACAGUUGUAAAGAUAGGCAGAACGGGGUAUCCAGUAAUGCGUCUGCCAAAAGGUGGGUCGCCAGUAGUGAUCCUGAAAAUGAAAAGAAAGACUGUUACUAUGAUUAUGUAGACCCGCGUGAUGGUAAUAAGGAUAUUUCCCCCUCAAAGGGAUACAAGGCUAAGGAGAGGAGACAAAACAAACAGGGGGAAAAAGGAAGGGGACACGAAAAGAAGAAUGAACAAGACAGCAGAUUUGAGGGGCACCGGGGAGAUGGCAACAUGGGAAGGGGAAAAAUGCGAAGAUCGCCAAAAGGGGCCAAAAUGAAGCACGCAGGGGGGAACGAAGUCGGAGGGAGUGAAGUUGGAGGGAGUGAAGUCGGAGUGAACGAAAUCGGAGGGAACGAACUCGGAGGGAAUGAAGUCGGAGGAAAAGACAACAACCUUGAUAACAACUCCUUUACGGGAAUCAUAAAAACGAUUAACAACACACUCAUAAAGAAGAAAUCCACAACGCGAGGCAGAAAAGAAAAGGGAGAGUCGCCAUCCCAUGUGGAGAAGAAAACCCUGUUUAGAAAAAAAAAAAUAAAAUUUUUGUACAAAACGAGGAAGGGUAAAAUAUGCACCAAGGAAGGGAAAAAUGAAGAACCGUGUGUUCCUCUGAAUGAAUCUAUCGUGGCACAGCGGAAGAAAAAAAAAACAAAAGAAAGCUACAACUGCUUGGGAAGCAAAAAAAAAGAAGAACUGCUAAUGAGAGCCAUCAGAAAGAAUAAAGAACAGCUACUCUACUAUCACGAUUUUAGGAGCACGAUUUUGAGAAAAAACACUUUCCUGCAUAUUUAUGAAUUUUACAGAUUUAAUUCAAACGUCUUUAAUUUGUUUUCCCUAAUGCCCAGCCAUCUCUCCGAGAAUGUACAUGCGUCUAAGAUAUUGUUCGAGAGCUCCUUGAUAGGGAAUUACAUAAUACUGCCAUGGAUUGAGAACGACCCCGACAUAAAGAACAAUUCGUAUAUCAAACAUGUGAAACUUUUUUCGGAGAAGAAAAUGAAGAUGGAGAGGGGAGGCGCAGAGGACCCGCGUGGCAAGGAGGUUAUCUUCUGUGGGUUCUUCAACCACAAUAAUGACCACAGGGGGGAUGGCAGCAGGGGGAGCGACGGAAAUGGUGAAAACGGAGGAGGUGGCGGAAGUGGUGGAAGCGGUUUAAGAGGCCACCACGAUAGAAGCGGCCUCAACAAUCGCAACGACAAUGCUGGUGAGGAGAAAAAGACGAACGCGGGUUCAGACAAGCCCGCGCAGAGAUCCAACGCACCACACGAUAAACACACAUUGAAAAAUACGUCUAGACGUAUUUUAAAGAAAAAACUACGAUUGUGCAAUGGAAACGCAGAAAGGGAGAAGGAGAAAAAGUACGUUAGUAACAGAAACCUCAGCAUGGAUAACGUAUUCAAGCUGCACCUUAGGAAGACCUCUACCGCACCUGUCAAGAAGCAGAGGUAUAGGAAAGAAGUUGUUAGUAUGCAAAACAGGAGAGCAAAAAGGGGUGCUACUAAUGAGAGAAACGCGGAAGGUAGAAAAGUCGCCACGAAUAGGGAAAAGUCAAAGAAAAUUGAGGCUGCCGACGAAGGGAAGAGAUCAUCGUUAGAGGGCAGGGAAAGAAAAAGGAACCAACCGAAAAGGCAGAAUGGUGUAACCGUUCAAGCGGAAAACUCGACCUCGUUAAGGAACAGAAAAAUGGCUCAGAAAAAUGCGGAAAGUCACGCUGAGAAACACGCGGAAAACCACGCGGCAGACCGCGCGAUAAAUAGGGUUGUAAAGGAGAACGGACAGAAGGGCCAGAAGGGCCAGGACGAAGGACCCAUUCGACAUAACGCCAACGGAGUGGAAAAUGAACAGACGGAUAAAGAAAAGAGGAAUCAUAAUAGCCCUCCCAGUGCCAAAAUGACAAACAUGAGUAACUAUCAUGUGGAAUCCACAAGAAAUGGAAAAAAGGAAGCGCUUAUCAGAAGGGAGGCAAAGAAAAAGAGCGAAAAAACAAAAAAAUAUAUCCAUCAGGAGGAGACGAACAAGGGAGAAAAUUCCACACAUGUGAAGAGGGGGAAAAAGGGAGAACCCGGUAUGCAGCCCAUUUUGCCAAAUAACGUGACGAUAGCGAUGAAUGGAAGAAAUAUCGAAUCGAGAGUAGACACGGACAAAGAAGGGAACAGGAGGGGGAAAAAAAAAAAGGAUGGAAACAAAUGCAAAAAGGCAGUUAGAAUUAGCAUGGCGGAAAAUCAACUGAACGGAAUAAAUUGCCAUGUGGGAAAAAAAGAAGCGAAGGAAGAAGGGCACCCCCGGAGUAGCAAUCAUAAUGGAGAACCCCAUGAUGGGGGGUACACCAUCAGGAGAGAAGACCCAGGGAAUUACCCAACACAUGCAAAGGAGAGUAACACAAAUUGCAACGCAAAUGUGAUGAAACGAGUUAAGAGACAAGUAGAAUGUCAUAAAAUGCUUUACACGGAUGUGGCCCAUGGAAUUAGAAAGCAAAGUAGUAAAGAUGAAAGGGGCCUACAGAUGGAGGAUCCUAAGUUAAGGUACCAAAUGUGUAUCGGUAAUAAAACAAAAAAUGACAACAUUGAAGGGGAAAGAAAAACACAUAUUAUUAGCAAAAAAUUAGAAAAGAGAGAAUAUCUGAGGGAAGAAAAAAUCACACAAGAAAAUUGCGAACAUAAGUAUGGACUAAAUGAAAAUUCGAUAAAAAAAAAUUAUUUAAUGUGCAGAAAGUGUCACAAAAAAAGAUGCAUAUAUCAUUACGUUAACUGUUUUAAGCUGUACGGAUGGGUAGAUUACAAGUGGACAGAUCCUGAUGGGUACUUAGAAUUAAGUGUAAGACAAAAAAAAAAAUUCGAUUGUUGGAAAAGACUCUCCGAAUUGUAUAGCAACCCUAUUGUUAUGUCAACGGAUUUGUAUAACAGUUGUAUAAGGCAAGGAUUUGUGGCUGAUUGUUCCUUUUUAUCGUCUUUAACUGUUUUGAUAGAAUAUGAGAGAAAGCACAAAGUCCCCGUUCUCUCCAACAUCAUUUCUCCAUGUACAUCUAAUCAUGCCCAUGUGAAUAAGACAUGGCCUAUUUUCAACCCCUGUGGAAUGUAUAUCUGUAGAUUACACUGUAAUGGAAUUCAAAGAAAAAUUAUGAUUGAUGAUUAUGUGCCUGUGAAGAGCAACAAUUCUUUGCUAGUAGCUUAUUCGAAUAAUCAGAAAGAGCUUUGGGUUACUUUACUUGAAAAAGCCUUCGUCAAAUUGAUGGGUGGUUCAUACUCCAUGUAUGGGUCCAACCCCGGCUCCGAUUUGUAUUACUUGACUGGCUGGAUCCCCGUGACCAUUUCGUUGAAGUCGAAGAUAAGUAGCUCUCCUCCGUCGUUCGACCGCCUCACGGCUCACACCGCGGUAAAUCAGGUCAGCGCUUCUGCUUUGGAUGCUUGCGAUGACUCCCUGGUGGGGGAGCACCCCCCAGAGAAGCAGCCGGAACGUGGGUGUGCUGUACGCGGCGAGACGCGGAGGGAAUCGCACGAACUUGGAAGAUGUGUGAAAAAGGGGGAGAGAAAAAAUGUGAUAAAUCGCAAACGAAGUCUUUACAACCGCGUUCGAAGUGGCCAAAAUAGGGCGGCACACCGUGCAGGCAGCAAAAUAUACACGAAAAGGGGCAGGACGCACCCGCCGUACGACUUCCCCGUUGGAGCCAAUUUAAGCAUCUACCGAUUGGGCACAAAUAGGAACUGCCAACCAGCGCGUGCUGAUUGGUCAAAGUGUGAAAAGCUGAAGAUGUAUUGGAGUCUGCGCCAUUUGUAUGCAACGGAGAAGCGAAAGGAGCAAAGAUGCAGUGGGAAGAAAAAAUCGCGCAAGACAGAGAAAGGGCACAAGUGCACCGUUAAAAGGGUAAGCGAUGCCGGUGGAACGGAGGUCAAGGAGACACAGAGGAAGAGAACGCCCAUGGAGGGAAAUCCCCCCCAUGGCACCCUCCCGAGGAGCAAGAAAACCCCACGCUGCGUAAGAAUCGGAGAUGGUGUAAAGGACGCACCGAAGGAAGCGAUCAUCGACUGCGAAGUUAAAAUGAGACAUUCGAACCAGUUUUUGUGCGAAGCAGUGAGUAACAUGGAUCUGUCUUCCUAUGUGUGUGGGUCCAUCGAUCAGUACAGCUAUUUAAAUCAAAAAGGAGAGAACUCCGUUUUGAUGGACGACGAAUAUGAAGAAUAUGAUGAAAAGUGGGACAUCAUAUGGAACAAUAUUUACGAAGGAAUAAAAAAAGGAAAAUGUGUGGUUUGUUUGGGUACCUUAGAAUUAAAGGAUGCUGCACCGUCAGGGUUGGAUUACCCAGAAGGGGUUUCCCUGUCCACUGGAAUUGUAACAAGACACGCCUACUCCAUUUUGAAUAUCGAAAGCUAUAACGGGGAUAAGCUGCUCUACAUAAAGAACCCGUGGGGAUGCAUCCGAUGGAAGGGGAAGUACUCUCAUCAUGACGAAACGACAUGGACAAAGGAAGUGCAAAAGAAGUUAAAUUAUUCUAUUGAAAAGGCGAAAGGAAAAGACGAUGGUUGUUUUUGGAUUCCCUGGAAAGAUGUAGUGAAAUAUUUUUCACACAUAUAUAUUUGCUGGAAUAGUGUUAUCUUCCCAUACCAGUUUGAAAUACACACGAAAUGGGAAAACAGCACGUACUUGAACAGCUCCAUUUUGCAAGACGAUACACACCUGGUGGCUUACAACCCUCAGUUUGCCCUACAUGUGAAUGUGAAGAAACAGGAUUUAUCCGAAGAUGGUUUACACUAUAUAGGGAAGAAGCCGAUAGAAAUAUGGAUACUUUUGUCGAAGCACCAAGGAAUAUACUCCAAUGGGGAAUGUACCUUCACAAAAUUGGUUAUCGGAGGUGAAGAUGAAUAUAUUAAUAACUACCUUGUGAAAAAGAGCUCCUCGAAAAAGGAUCCUUCUGAUCCACCCCAUGAUGGUAAGACAGAUAAUAUGACGGGAGGACAUACGCACAAUAAUAAUGACAACGUAAAUGUGAACGUAAAUUCAUCGGGAGAGAGUCAGCAGGAAAUUUUAAGAAUCGUCGAUUUUGUCUUAAUCGUCUCGCAGUACUCACAGAAAGAAGAAUUUAAUUUUACAUUAAAGGUAUUUAGUCAUACACAUCUGUCCAUAUAUGAGUUACCACCAAUGCUACCAGAAAAUUACGACUCUCUUUAUUUCAAAGGACAGUGGACCAGUAAAUGUGCAGGAGGAUGUUCGAACAAUUUGUGGUCCUACUUCAGAAAUCCUCACAUACGUUUUUAUGUCCCUGAAGAUUGCACAUUUUGUAUUUUCCUUGAGUGCUCACAAGAACAUUCAGUUAAUUUGAGAAUAUUCAAAGGUAUGACAUCAUCCCCAAGGAGUUUAAAAAAAGGAGAAAUUAUAUCUAGUGGGGCAUACAAAGCUGGUUGUUGUUAUAUUGAAUGUACUUUAAAGAGUGGUAUUUAUUGUCUCAUUCCGUCUUUAUAUAGAGCUAACGUUACAGGAGAUUAUCAAAUAUGUAUUCAUUACCCUAAGUCGAAGCAGAAGCCACUCCUUCAUUUUAUUCCCUACUCUUAUGUUGUUCCUCCACUUUCCUUUUUUAAAUACCAACUAGUACAUUUAUACUCUUUAAAAAAUUAUUCAAUAAUUUUGUUCCAUUCCACAUCUGUUACUCUCCUCUCACUUAAAAUUACCUUCUUUGAACAUAUGAACAUUAAGGGAAUUCCAUUUGUGAAUAUUUACAAGCUUGUCGGUAGUACAGACUCAUAUGCAAACGAUUUAGAAGCUGGGAAUAUUAUGAAAAAUAAUUUAUUCAAUUCUCACAUUUCGUAUAAUAGAUAUGUAUACAAAAUUGUUCAGAAGUGUAAUAUUCAUGGUGGGCCAGGAUAUGACAUCCUUCCUCUUUCUACCUGUGCAUAUGAUUAUUAUAUUAAAUUUAAUUCUGUAUUGAUUCCUUUGGUACAGUUGGAGAAUGAGCAUACUUCGUAUUUACUGCUGAUUACGACGAAUAUAAAGGAGGACAUUCUUUACAACCAUGAGGUUCACUUUGUUUCAGAGAAGCAGCUCUCAGUCGACACAUGUUACCCGGUGCAGUCCUGA